Trichechus manatus latirostris (Florida manatee) is the source of this 2086-nucleotide messenger RNA. It is a transcript of the gene SLC6A8, whose product is annotated as solute carrier family 6 member 8. Lineage: Eukaryota; Metazoa; Chordata; Mammalia; Sirenia; Trichechidae. Gene Ontology annotation, molecular function: gamma-aminobutyric acid:sodium:chloride symporter activity; creatine:sodium symporter activity. Gene Ontology annotation, biological process: neurotransmitter transport; sodium ion transmembrane transport. The transcript is spliced from 13 exons. Gene Ontology annotation, cellular component: plasma membrane. Bases 1 to 1887 code for a protein of 628 amino acids. The record is from RefSeq and is a predicted model, not a curated record.
AUGGCGAAGAAGAACGCCGAGAACGGCAUCUAUAGCGUGUCCCGCGACGAAAAGAAGGGCCCCCUGAUCGUGCUCGGGCCCGACGGCGCCCCGGCCAAGGGCGAUGGCCCCGCGGGCCUGGCGGUGCCGCCGCGCGAGACCUGGACGCGCCAGAUGGACUUCAUCAUGUCCUGCGUGGGCUUCGCCGUGGGCCUUGGCAACGUCUGGCGCUUCCCCUACCUGUGCUACAAGAACGGCGGAGGUGUGUUCCUUAUUCCCUAUGUCCUGAUCGCCUUGGUGGGAGGGAUCCCCAUUUUCUUCCUGGAGAUCUCACUGGGCCAGUUCAUGAAGGCUGGCAGCAUCAAUGUCUGGAACAUCUGCCCCCUAUUCAAAGGCCUGGGCUACGCCUCCAUGGUGAUCGUCUUUUACUGCAACACCUAUUACAUCAUGGUGCUGGCUUGGGGCUUCUAUUACCUGGUCAAGUCCUUCACCGCCACGCUACCCUGGGCCACGUGCGGCCACAGCUGGAACACUCCCGACUGUGUGGAGAUCUUCCGCCACGAAGACUGUGCCAAUGCCAGCCUAGCCAACCUCACAUGUGACCAGCUUGCUGACCGCCGGUCCCCCGUCAUCGAGUUCUGGGAGAACAAAGUCUUGCGGCUCUCUGGGGGGCUGGAGGUUCCAGGGGCUCUCAACUGGGAGGUGAUGCUGUGUCUGCUGGCCUGCUGGGUGCUGGUCUACUUCUGUGUCUGGAAGGGGGUCAAGUCUACAGGAAAGAUCGUGUACUUCACUGCUACAUUCCCCUACGUGGUCCUCGUGGUGCUGCUGGUGCGCGGUGUGCUGCUGCCUGGCGCCUUGGACGGCAUUGUGUACUAUCUCAAGCCUGACUGGUCAAAGCUGGGGUCCCCUCAGGUGUGGAUCGAUGCUGGCACCCAGAUUUUCUUCUCGUAUGCCAUUGGCCUGGGGGCCCUCACGGCCCUGGGCAGCUACAACCGCUUCAACAACAACUGCUAUAAAGACGCCAUCAUCCUCGCACUCAUCAACAGCGGGACCAGCUUCUUUGCUGGCUUCGUGGUCUUUUCCAUCCUGGGCUUCAUGGCGGCAGAGCAGGGGGUGCAUAUCUCCAAGGUGGCCGAGUCAGGGCCUGGCCUGGCCUUCAUCGCCUACCCCCGGGCUGUCACACUCAUGCCUGUGGCCCCACUCUGGGCUGCCCUCUUCUUCUUCAUGCUGCUGCUGCUCGGGCUCGACAGCCAGUUUGUAGGUGUGGAGGGCUUCAUCACCGGCCUUCUUGACCUCCUCCCGGCCUCCUACUACUUCCGCUUCCAAAGGGAGAUCUCCGUGGCCCUCUGCUGCGCCCUCUGCUUCAUCAUUGACCUCUCCAUGGUGACCGAUGGCGGGAUGUAUGUCUUCCAGCUGUUUGACUACUACUCGGCCAGCGGCACGACCCUGCUCUGGCAGGCCUUCUGGGAGUGUGUCGUGGUGGCCUGGGUGUACGGCGCCGACCGCUUCAUGGAUGACAUCGCUUGCAUGAUCGGGUACCGGCCAUGCCCCUGGAUGAAGUGGUGCUGGUCCUUCUUUACCCCACUGGUCUGCAUGGGCAUCUUCAUCUUCAACGUGGUGUACUACAAGCCACUGGUAUACAACAACACCUACGUGUACCCGUGGUGGGGCGAGGCCAUGGGCUGGGGCUUCGCGCUCUCCUCCAUGCUCUGCGUGCCCCUCCACCUCCUGGGCUGCCUCCUCAGUGCCAAGGGCACCAUGGCUGAGCGCUGGCAGCACCUGACCCAGCCUGUGUGGGGCCUCCACCACUUGGAGUACAGAGCUCAGGACUCGGAUGUCAGGGGCCUGACCACCCUGACCCCAGUGUCUGAGAGCAGCAAGGUCGUGGUGGUGGAGAGCGUCAUGUGACAACAGCCUCCGCAGAGCCCUGGCCUCGCCAGCUCACAUCACCAGCGCACCCUCUUGUAGCCAUAGCAGCCCCUGCUUUAGCCCCUGCCCGACCCCUCCAGGGGACCUGUCUUUCCCUGAUAGUUUUGGGGUCUGCCUGAGGAGGGAGGAGGGGAAGCACCACGAGUGCUAACUAAAAUCAUUUUUAAUAAAAUGCCAA